AUGGGUAGGGGGCAUCCGAAGGUUGCUUCAUUGAGAAUAAUUCCACAGCCUUUUCCAGAUCUUUGUGCACCUCUUUUUGAUGGAAGUAGUUCCACUGGUAAUUUUAGGACUUACUCAACCCAAACAUCAUCAGUAGCUAGAGCAUCCUUUUGUCAUGUUCUACCACUUCAGAUUACCGCCACCCCUUUUCAUGCAAUAGAUGAUGAUGGUGAUGACACUUCCCAUCAUGAGCCACCACCUUAUGCUGCUUCACCUUCUACUACUUCACCAUAUACUGUGUCGCCAUCCAGUAACCCCAAAAAAAGUUCUAAACUCUCAACUCUUAUAACUCUUAGUGCCUCACCGUCUACUUCUUCACCUGAUGGAACUUCUAUUACUGCUGAGGAUUCAGCAUUUGAAAUGAAAAAAGCCCUACACAGUUUGACUAAAGGGAAUACAAUUCCUCAAUGUUUAGAGAAGUUAGAGGUGCUUCAGUUAGGCCCUACAAAUCCUUUACUCUUUGUUGCAUAUCAUAUUUUUAAAGGGACCAUGAACUUGAGAUAG
Lactuca saligna is the source of this 543-nucleotide messenger RNA. NCBI's taxonomy places the organism in Eukaryota, Viridiplantae, Streptophyta, Magnoliopsida, Asterales, Asteraceae. The record is from the annotation of a GenBank genome assembly.